UGCAAUAUGUCUGACAAAUUAGAAAUAUUUAUAGAAUACGCUUAAACGUAAAUGAAUAGAGCCAAAUAUUUGAUGAUUUUGAAGCAAUGGACUAUGUACAACACACGAUAUAAUAGAUCGAUAAGCAACGUAUUUGGAAGGAAGUUAUGUGUUGUUGGUGUUUGAUCGAGAGCCUUGCGUAUGAAAUGUAGAUAUGUACGUCACGCACUCUGGACGAACGGGUCACACGGACUACGAACGCGCAUUUUAAUAGUGAAAAACCAGUCUAACUAAACUGUUUCGUUCGAUCUUACCACAAAUUAAGCAUUCAGUAAUUUGUGAUUGAAACACCCAACAAUGGAUCAAUUAAUACAAUGUCCUGUGUGCACCCUUUACCUUCACAAUGGAAUGAGUUUGGAAUCACAUCUCGACACUCACCCCAAGGACCAAGUUAUCAAAGCUUUGUGUUGUCUUACCUCAAAAGGCAGUGGUUUCGGCAGUAGAACAUCAACUCCUGCAAACUCGGAACGCUCAUACAGAAGUCGGUCUCGGACACCUGCAGAUGACAGAUGGAAUGGAUCACAGCGAAGCAGUGAACCUGACCGCUACUGGCGAAGGCCACCAAGUAGGACUCCCAAAUCAACAUCAAUUACAUCUCUAUCACGGAAUGAGACACCUGAAAUUAGAGAUAGUAUUAAUUUUGACACAAAUUCAGUUCCAUCAGGUCAGCAUUCUUUGUCAUAUGGAUUGAAAAGUGAUAAAAUGCAACAGUUUCAAAGUUCUCAACUGUCAGAUUUUGAACAGCCAUUUACAGUGUUUCAAGAACCACAAGAAGAUAGAGAGAUUAAAUAUUCACGGAGUGCUGAAUAUACUGCCAUGGAUAAUGUAAACAAUGUUUUUACAUAUAACAUACCACCAAUAGCUGCAGGCUUAAGGUUUCCACCGCAAAACAAUCUUGUGUCAGCAGGUCAUAAGAAAGCCCAAGAUUUUGUAAAGAUUCUACCAAAGCCCAAUAACAUACUUUUGAAAACCAAUGUAGGUGGGAUACAGUACAUUACAUCAGGAGUGAAACCUAUGCAUGUCAUGGUGCCGACAACACCAACAUUUGUGCAGAAGAAUAUACAGAACAACAUGCUGAUCUCAGGAAAUAUUUCUAAUUCAUCAGCCCAUAUUGAUGCUAAAGUUGUAGCUCCACAGUUAUCAGGCGCCCAAUUCAAUAACAUGUCAACAGGUGCCUUCACUCCCAGUUUAUCAACGGUUGUGACUCAAAAUUCACAAAUAAUUUACAGAGAAAUGGUGCAUAACAUAGAUGGUAAGCCUUUUAUUUCAAGUAUGCCCACUAUGAUUACAACAGGACCGGAUGCUGUGACAAACGUAGCACAAAGUAGUUCAAUGUAUCAGAACUUAAUGGUUUUGGAUCAAUUUGGAUCUUGCAUGUACACACCACCUCAACAGUUUGUUCCUAAAUCGUGUACUACCACUGUUUAUACAGACACCGAUACCUUAAUUCCAAAUUCCCAACUGUGUAAAAAUAAUUUAAAUGACCCAAAAACUUUAAUCAUAGAAGUUGGCCCAAUAAUUGCUCCUGAAUCAGUUUCAUCUACAUCUACAUCAACCAGUGUGGUGCCAUCGUCUGGUGUGUCAGUUAAAUCUGAUGUAACAGACACAUCUGACACCAUAAAUAAACUUGAAUACAUGAGUGAGGCGUCAAGUUCAAGUAAAGGAUUAAAAAUUCUCAGCAAUAUCAAGGUUGAAGUACCAGUACAGCAUAACAAAAAUAUGGUAAAUACUUUAAUGGAUUUAACAGAGUCAAACGAUCCUGAUUUCAUGGAUAGCACUGAGCCCUCAAGAUCACCAGAGAAAAUCCUGCCUGAUUUAGAUGACGAUAACCACAAUAUUAGUGAAUGUAUUCCGCCUUCAAAUUCUAGCAGUAUCAGUUCAGUACCACGCACAUUCACCAACAUGAAAAGUUCAAAUAAUGUUUCACCAUACAAAGAGUUAUGUAAUAAAGUAAUCGACUCCGAGUUUAGUGAUAGCUGUCCCAUUCCUGAUUUAAUAUGUAAUGAGAAACCAUCGAUAUCACCAUGCAGUGAACUAUCAGAGAAUGGAGAUAAUUCCACUGAUCGUAUAUCUAUUUCCCCUAAACCACAGAGAUCCAUUGAAACUCCACAUAAUAAAGAAAUUAAUGUAAAGAAGACCACCUUGCCUGUAAAAUCAAAUAAAAACAAUUCUGCACGAUUGAACAACAUUUUUGUUAAGAAGACCAAGAAAAUACUUCAAAUAAAGAAUGCUAAAACUUUAGGCAGCACUGUGAAGAAGAAUGAACCCGAGCCAGUGCCAUCAACAUCAACCAGUAAAUCACCAGAGAAUUUCAUUAUGAUGCAUGACAGGAACGGACAAAUGGAAACUACUACACUCCUAACUGUGUCAGUUGAGGAAAUUAAAGAAAAUGACGAAACUGAUGAUUUUAACACAGACAUUGGGACACCUAUGCAAAUGGAACCAGGGCAACGAAAUAGUCUAAAUGACAGUAAUGACAUGAAAAUAGUUGAAAUUCAAGUGAAGGAAGAAGUGAAUACAAGCAAUGAAGGUGCCUUUUCUAAUGAUACACCUGCAGUUAAAACUAAGGACAACUUGCGGCCAAUCCAUGUCAUACCAUACAGUAAUAUGUCAGCUGGAGAUUUUGAUGAUGAGUCCAACCACAGAGAACUGCUGGAUCUAGAAGCAGCCUCCAAGGGCAAACAGUUUGUCAGUAUGAUGAACGAGAACUACUUUGGCGAAAAUCUGUAUCCAGAUUAUUUCACAACGGACCGUGAUGCUUUUGGUAAUGAAAGGGAAAUUACUCAGAAAGAUGGAAUGUACAACAUUUGGGGUGAACCGUCACAGAAGGAAAAUGAAUUUGUAUUACCAAAUUUCAUACAAGAUACAUACAAGAUUACAGAUAGUACAGGUAUAGAUUACUCUGCAUUUUCUGGAAGAGAGGUACAGGGAGAUAAAGAAGGCGAUGGUUGUGAGAAGGACAGCAAGGCUGAUGUACUAAGUGAAAGCAGGAGCGGGGGUGAUACUCCAUUGAAUAUUUGUGCAGAUGAGCGUAUGCCAGCACGGGGAGAGCUCAGUGGACAGGAAAGCAAUGGCGAUAUGGAGUCGGCUUGGAGUGGGAUAUACACCGAGGUUACCGCGUCGGAGCCCUAUGACCUCAUCGCGAGGGAGAGCUGGGUCUCGGACGGCUCCGAAGUGGAUCUUGCUGAGAAGAUGGAAACGCUGGACGAUGACGUGACACUGAAGAAGGUGCGCGGCGGGUCGGGCGCGGCGGCGGGCGGGCCGGGGGGCGCGGCGUCGCGCGUGUCGUACAGCCGCCUGCUCACCGCGCGGACCAUCAAGCGCGAGCGGAGCGCCGCCCGCAACAGAGCCGCGUGUAAUCUGAUAACGGUCGAUUCGAAGGCUUCGAUAACGACCACGAUACUUCAGUCAUACGACAUGGAGGACUCCAAGCCGAAGAUCGAGGGUCUGAUCAAGCAGGAAACGAAGCGUAGAAGGAAGGACUUCGUCUGUUCGACCUGCAAAGUGGACCAGCUGACCGACGCCGCCUUCCACGCGCAUCUCAAGAUACAUCCGCUGGAGUGCAUGACCUGCGGGAAGUGCUUCUACAGAAGAGCCAAUCUCGCUCUUCACAUAAAGACGCAUUUAGGAAUUAAGAAUUACAAAUGUGACGUCUGCGAGAAGAGGUUCAUAACGCGACAGAAGUUAACGGAACAUCACAACAUACACACGGGACGAUCGCCGAUCAAGUGCACCCACUGCGACGAGACCUUCAAGAGAUACUCCAAUAUGUUGCAGCACAGAGACCGGCACCACCUGUCGAAGCGCGUGCGCGCGCGCGAGGUGUCGUGCGAGUGCGGGCUGGUGUUCGCGUCGCGCGCCCGCCUGCGCUGGCACCGCGAGACGCACGCCGCGCGCCCGCACGCCUGCGCGCUCUGCAGCGACAAGUUCGUGCACGCCGCCUCGCUCACCCGCCAUCUGCGCCGCACGCACCGCCAGCCCGACCCGCACCUCGACGUGCCCUGCCCCGUCUGCAAGCAGCUGUACAUCCGCACGAACUUGCGCGCGCACAUGCAGACGCACACCGGGAAGCGGCCCUUCCCGUGCGUCAUCUGCAACAAGUCGUUCACCACCAAGUGGAACCUGAAGCUGCACCGGUGGACCCACAUGAACCGGUCCGCGAAGCCCUUCAAGUGCCACCUGUGCAAGGGCGCGUUCAUCCGGCAGUCGGAGUACGUGUCGCACAUGAACGCGCACAAGUCGGUGCGGCCCUACACGUGCAACUACUGCGGCUGCAAGUUCAUCAGGAAGUACAACUGCCAGAGGCACGUCCGGGAGCACGAGACGGCCAAGAAGUUCGUCUGCAAGGUCCAGGAGUGCGGUAAGUCGUUCCAUCGGAGCUACUAUCUGUCCGAGCACAUGAAGGUCCACAGCGGGGUCCGUCCGUUCGCUUGUAACAUCUGCGGGAAGACAUCGAGCAACAAGUCUAAUCACAACAAGCACAUAAAGAUCCAUCACGCGCGGGAGCCCGUGGCUACAGAGGCGUAGUGGCGCCUCCGACGUUCUUCCACUUAUUCGUUUGAGGGGCUCGCGUAAGCGACAAUCCAUAUAAAUAGCCAAAUUAGUAAAUGUAAUUAAAUUUUAAAUACUUACCUUCUCUAUAUCCAAAUAAUAGGUAGAUUUUCAAUUAAAAAAAAAUAUAGCAUAGAUUAAUUAUGUAAUAUUAAAAUCUUAACGAGCUCCCCAAACGCUUAAAAAUACGUAUUUUAAAUAAUAUUAACUGAAGGCGUCAUCGUCGUCAUUGUAAAUAACUAGUUAAAUUUAUACAUAUAUAUAUAUUUUUUAAAUUGUAAAUACGGACCAAGAGUGAACGAAACGAAUGGGUUGUAAGCGAUGUUGUUACGGUUCACGUUGUCUGCGCCCUCGUCGAUUUUCAUUCGUUCGUUGGAAGGUUCAUUCGAUUUCAUUCGUAAACGGGUUCGGGCGUGUGAGAGUCGACUAGGUUUUCGUAAACGAGGUAAAACUUUGGCGCACGAUAUUAUCGAGCGGUCUUUGUUCAACCACAAGCAGUAGUUUCACGAAACAUUCGAUUUAUAUUCCAUGCUAAUUCUGUGGCGUAUAAGCUAUUGAUGUUUCCAAGAAGUACGGCGUCUUAAAGGCUGAGCCUUGACACGAUUACCUAUUCACAUUUUUCAAUAUAAAAAAAAAUUGUAAAUAUAAUGUAGCUUUAGAAUAUAGUUAAGUUAUUAAAAGACAUGUAAGAUUAAUAUCGUGCGUGACAGUCAUAGUUUUGUAAGUUAGUCAAAUAAAUUUUGAGGGCAUUUCGGUGUAAGUACCCCGCUUACAAUGAACUACAAUAUAUAAAUAAAUAAAUAUAUAUAUUUUUUCUAUAUCAUUUGCUCUUUAUAUAAUAAACAGGUCAGUUUUUUUAGCAGCAAUUAAUAACAGUAUAUAAUUCGCCUGAAUAUUUUGUGGUAGUUUUUCGCGUGAUUUUAGUUGAGGUUGACAACAUUAUUCGAACGCAGUCCUUUUGGUAACAUUAUCACUAAACUGUUUCUACUGUACGAAAAUCGACUCAGUAAAAUGGUGGUUAAAAUGUACAGGAAGUUGUUUGGAAGGGCAUGAUAGAUGUAUUGAAAUAGUUCGCGACCCUGUAGCUAUAAUAAUCUAGACCCUCACAAGCCAUCGGUUAAAUUUCCCACAUUGUCAACCUCAUGUUAAUCACUAUAUUGAGUUCAAUCGUAACAAAAUUAUUAAUAAUUCUAAAAUUAUUGUGAAUUGAUCGGCAGCUUCAACUGUAUUGGAGUUGAAGCUUCCUCUGAGCAACAGAUAAGCAAUAUUUCCGCGGACUAGCGGUACGUUCAUUCUUGUAGUACAAAUAUAAAUCUUAAUAAGUUAGUAUAUUUUAUAAUUAAAUAAAAACUAUUAUAUUCAUCAUUGAAAAAAAAUAUGUUAUUUAUAGUAGGUAUGUAUUUUUGCCUUUGUUGUUGGUCAUUGAGAGUAAAAUAUUUUAAAUGGUGAUGUCAGGAAAACGCGUGAUAGGAUUCUUUUGUAUUUUUAGCCGAUUUUACAAGAAAGAAGGUUCUGGAUUCGUGGCGUACGUUUUUUAAUUCGUGACGUGCUGAUUUUAUAAGUAUUGGAGAAAAAAAUUGAAAUCUGUUGUCACUUAUGCUUCGUCAUUUGGUAAAGUUAGAUACUUUAUUAAUUUUUUUUAACAAAAACACGACAUAGUUCCAGCUUUACGUCAAUUAUAAUUUUUUUUGCCGUGAUCUAAAAAAACCUACCAAAAUAUUAUUGUGCACUACCCUAUUUUGAGUUAAAGCUCAGUUAUACAUGUAAAUAUUAUAUUAAAAUAAUUAGUUUUUAUUUUUAUUUAUUAAUAAUUUUCAUUUUAUCUUGUAGCAGCAACUCAUUGAACUUCUAAUAUGACGGUAGUCUGUUGAAAUUCAAAUUAAACCAUAAAAUAAAAUGUAAGGGCGCAAUGAAAACUGUUUCGAUCCACGAGUGUAUAGUUUGGAAUCCAUUGACCCGUCUGGUUGAAAUGAAAAUUUUUUUUUUUUGCUGAUGUGAAAUAUUUGUAACCUGCGUAUUACGGCAUCCAUUAACGUUCGCUUGUGAGGCUCCCUGACUGUGACGGCAAUGUAUACUAUCCCGAGACGAGCAUUAAAAAUAACGUGGAGUAUUAUCUCGCUUUUGUUUGUUUGCAUUUCAUAAACAGUUGACUUUCCGCACGUAGCUUCGUCCACGUCGACUGUGAUAUAUAUCGCGUAUUCAAUUUCAGGUUUGAAAUUAUUUACAUAACUAUAUAAUGAUUUUUCAAAAAAAAAAAAAAUUGGUCAAUAUUAAUUACACAUGUAUCCAUAACAUAUACCCGUACAAAGCGUUACUUGUUGAAAUAAAUUUGUAUAUACAUAUAUUAUAGGCACGUCAUAUUAUCGGAGCCCCACUGUCUUUUGUGUACCAUUUUUAUUUAAUGUGGCAAGAAGGCCUCGAUUAAGACUGAUUUUUCCAAUGACGUUGAUUGGUGUUCAAGCCAUUACUUCUCCAUCUAGAGGUCAGUAGCGGCGGAUAUAUUUUAUUCGUUUACUUGUACGCCCCUCGUGAAUCGGAAAAGGUUUUAUUACACUCUGCAUUUCUUAUUUGUGUUGUUCACACGAGUUGUUUCUAGUUGUCUUGACACUUCAGUCCGAAAACAAAGAUGAUCAGAAUGAGCACUUUCCGAAGGUCAGGUUCCUCAAGAAUUUAGUUAUUUAAAGUUUUUCUUGUGUAAUAUGAAACUGAAAGAUUGUUUUAGUUCGCUCAGCAAAACACAUAUAACCCUUUCAAUUAUAAUAAGGGAAUGUCAAAUAAUAUAUAUUACAUAGGGACGUCAUAUUUGGUAAAUAUUAAAUGCACGGAAGAGAGUUCGCAAAUUUCUAUAGCAUCCCAAUUAUAAUUUAUACCGCAUGGUAUCUCAUUUUCAUAACAAUACU
Molecule: messenger RNA, 7490 nt
Organism: Bombyx mandarina (wild silkworm)
Lineage: Eukaryota; Metazoa; Arthropoda; Insecta; Lepidoptera; Bombycidae
Biological process (GO): regulation of gene expression
Cellular component (GO): nucleus
Source: RefSeq, a predicted model, not a curated record